GCGAAGCACAGGCAAGAGACGAAAGACGAAGGAGAAGGCGGUGAUGCUGAUGGUGACGAUGAUAAUGGUAGCCAUGUUCUGUUCCCGAUGAGGAAACUGUGCCCGAACUUCGACAGAGAGGAUGCGCUCGACACGGUUCUUGAGGUGCCCGUUCCGGAGGAGGUGCUCACGCAGUGUGGUUCGCCCAGAGCCCGUUCAUGGCAGAACGUCAGGACAUGGCUGAAAUGCUCACAUGCUUCCCCCGAUAGGAUGAUGCUGACUGGCGGCGGUGCCGGCAGCCGCGGUGCAAGCAGCUCCGAAAUCCAGCUUCUGCUCAACGUUGUUGGCGCUCCGUUGAUCCCUUUGGCUGUUCAGAACGAGCAGCCUGCUAAUGGGUCCAUCAAGGAUCAUCCCAUCGAAUCUUCAACUGCUAAGUAUAUAGUUCAGCAGUACCUAGCUGCAACCGGUGGUUUGCAGGCAAUGAGCUCGUUGUCAAGCAUGUAUGCAAUAGGGAAAGUAAGGAUGAAAGCUUCGGAAUUACAUCAGGGCGAUGCGGGUAAGCCGCGAAAUGGCAGUGAGCUUGGUGCGUUUGUGCUGUGGACUAAGAACCCAGACCUCUGGUACUUGGAGCUGGUGCUCUUCGGUUACAAGAUGAGUGCAGGAAGCGAUGGGAAGUUAGCUUGGAGGCAGACACCAUGGCACCAGUCUCAUGCUAUGAGAGGUCCUCCUAGACCUCUACGCCGCUUGUUGCAGGGUCUAGAUCCAAGGACAACAGCCAAUUUGUUCUCCAAUGCCAAUUGCAUAGGAGAGAAGGUCAUCAACAAUGAGGACUGCUUCAUCCUCAAGUUAGAGACAGGGACCCAAACCCUAAAAGCAAGGAGCAGCUCCAGCUUGGACAUCAUCUACCACACAAUAUGGGGUUACUUCAGCCAGAGGACAGGGCUCCUCCUUCAAUUUGAGGACACUCAUUUGCUUAGAAUGAAGGGCAAAGGGGACGAGAGUAUCUUUUGGGAGACCAGCAUGGAGUCCACAAUAGAAGACUAUAGAUUCGUCGAAGGGAUCAACAUUGCACAUAGUGGUAGGACACUAGUCUCUUUGUUUAGGUAUGGGGAGCCCUCCACCAGUCACAGGACCAAAAUGGAGGAGACAUGGACCAUUGAAGAGGUGGACUUCAAUAUCUGGGGUUUGUCUAUGGAUUGCUUCUUGCCACCUGCGGACCUCAAGAGAGAAGAAGGCGACUAACUUAUUAGCUGCUUGGCAGGCUGUUAAAAGGAUCCAUCAUCUUUGCAGUAUGAAGCAUGCAAAAGAAUGAUAGAAUGCUUAAAAGUUUUCUUUGUUAAUCUAACCUACUUUUUGUUGAUAGUCUAGUCUCGAGGACGGGCCUCUCUUUUCUGAAUGUCUCAAUGCAGGCCCGAGUUUCUCAGACAACUAUCAAAUAGAAAUCUUACGUAAAUGAUGUACGUGCCAUUUGUGAUUCUUUCUCUCCCUUGUAUAAAGAAAAUCAUGUCUUGUUAUACAGGGUACAUGAACAAGUGUUAAAAAAAUUCGACAUUUGCGUUGUUUGUUGCCCAUAUGACUCUGAUUGGGAAAGCAAUAGUCUGAGAUUUGGGGACUACCGAGGAAGUUGAAAUAUAGCUUCCUGUUUAAACAAAAGAAGCCGAAAGAGCAU
This is a messenger RNA of Nymphaea colorata (pocket water lily), 1648 nucleotides long. RefSeq lists its product as uncharacterized. The coding region runs from base 88 to 1221 and encodes 377 amino acids. The transcript has 3 exons. Lineage: Eukaryota; Viridiplantae; Streptophyta; Magnoliopsida; Nymphaeales; Nymphaeaceae. The record is from RefSeq and is a predicted model, not a curated record.